This is a messenger RNA of Chaetomium globosum CBS 148.51, 882 nucleotides long. RefSeq lists its product as uncharacterized. The record is from RefSeq and is a predicted model, not a curated record. Lineage: Eukaryota; Fungi; Ascomycota; Sordariomycetes; Sordariales; Chaetomiaceae. The transcript has a single exon. Bases 1 to 882 code for a protein of 293 amino acids.
AUGCUGGAUAGGGUGUGUCGAGGGGAGGAGAUACCGGAGGCGGAGGUGGAGGUUGCGAACAGGGAGCGGGAUGGGGUGAUUCCCGAUUUAGGGGACGACGAGGAGGAGCCGAGGGAGCAGCUUGGGAGGCAGACGGUGAAGAUGUCACCUGCGGCCGACAUGAAUGCGACUCAGCAUGAUGAAGAGGUGGAACAAGUGGCAUCGCCAGCGGUUUGGGCGAGUUUUUCGUUUUCGGGGCAAUCUCUUGCUGCGCUCAAAGCAGCGGCUCUGGAAACUGCCACCAGCAAGAGGAUCUCCACCGACGACACGCUCACCGCGUUCAUUUUCCAGUCUAUCACCCGCGCUCGAUACCACCGCCUUCGAGAUGACCCAAGCGCCACGUGCACGCUGGGCCGCGCUGUCGACGCCCGCCGGUACCUCAAAAUCCCUGCGACCUACCCCGGCCUCCUGAACAACAUGGUCUUCCACUCUCACUCCAUCCAAGAAACCAUCUCAACACCCCUGGGCGUACUCGCGUCGGAGCUUCGGCACGAGGUGGACCCCGCCACAUCUCGGAUCGGACUGUACACGCGCGCACUAGCCGCACUUCUCCAUCGAACCCCCGGCAAGGGGAGCAUCUCUAUGGGAGCGAACAUCAAUCUCUCCCGUGACAUCAUGAUUAGUUCUUGGGCUGGUGCCGGUGCAGAUUGCUAUGAGAUGGAUUUCGGGAUGGAGUUGGGGGUUCCUGCUGCGGUGAGGAGGCCAGUGUUCGUUCCCGUCGAGGGACUGGGGUAUUUAUUGCCGAAGCAUCCGAGCGGGGAGAUUCCGUUGGUGAUUUGUUUAAGGGAGGAAGAUAUGGAGCUUUUGAAGGGGGAUGAAGAGUGGAGGAGGUGGAUGGGCUAA